This is a messenger RNA of Acipenser ruthenus (sterlet), 2778 nucleotides long. RefSeq names its product probable ATP-dependent RNA helicase DDX20. Lineage: Eukaryota; Metazoa; Chordata; Actinopteri; Acipenseriformes; Acipenseridae. Gene Ontology annotation, molecular function: RNA binding; RNA helicase activity; ATP binding. The record is from RefSeq and is a predicted model, not a curated record. The coding region runs from base 41 to 2509 and encodes 822 amino acids. Gene Ontology annotation, cellular component: SMN complex. Gene Ontology annotation, biological process: spliceosomal snRNP assembly. The transcript has 11 exons.
UCAAAGGCUGAAAUCCCGCGAUGUUUGGUUUGUUCGCAAGAUGGCUGCCCGCAUGCAGAAGGCUGCUCAUGAUAUCCAGUCCCGGAGACGCACCGAUGAUGUUUUGCAGUCCGAGGGGCUGGAUUUCAGCUCGCUGCUGCUGUCUCAGCCUGUCCUGUUGGGUCUCGCCGCUUCGGGCUUCCAGAGGCCGUCCCCGAUACAGCUGAAGGCCAUUCCGCUGGGGAGAUGCGGGCUCGAUCUUAUUGUACAGGCCAAGUCAGGCACGGGGAAGACGUGUGUGUUUACCACCAUCGCUCUGGAUUCCUUGAUUGUGGAGAAUCCAGCGACACAGGUCCUGGUCCUCGCCCCCACCAGAGAGAUCGCGGUACAGAUCCAUUCUGUCAUCACGGCCAUCGGCAUUGAGAUCGAGGGCUUGCAGUGCCAUGUGUUCAUAGGAGGGACCCCUGUGAGUCUGGACAGGACCAGGCUGAAAAAGUGUCACAUUGCUGUCGGAUCACCAGGUCGCGUAAAGCAGCUCAUUGAGAUGGGCUAUCUCGCCACAGCCAGUAUCCGCUUGUUUGUUCUGGAUGAAGCUGACAAACUGCUGGAGGAAGGCAGCUUUCAAGACCAAAUCAACUGGAUCUAUUCAUCCCUCCCUGUGAAUAAGCAGAUGCUGGCUCUCUCUGCCACGUACCCCGAGUCCCUGGCACAGCACCUCGCCCGCUACAUGAGGGACCCCACCUUCGUACGCCUGAACCCCAGUGACCCGGGGCUGCUAGGACUGAAGCAGUAUUACAAAAUAGUGAAAUCCCACCCGCUGCCUCAUAAGAUCUUCCAAGAGAAAGUGCAGCAUCUUCUGGAUCUCUUCAGCAAGAUACCGUUCAACCAGGCUCUGGUCUUCUCCAACUUACACAGCAGGGCUCAGCGCUUGGCAGAUAUUCUCACUUCAAAAGGCCUCCCUGCUGUGUGCAUUUCAGGCAGUCUGACUCAGGACCAGAGACUGGAAGCCAUGUCGAAACUGAAGCAGUAUAAGUGCAGAGUCCUCAUCUCUACAGACCUGACGUCCCGAGGGAUCGAUGCAGAGAAAGUGAACCUGGUGAUUAACCUGGACGUGCCGCAGCACUGGGAGACGUACAUGCACCGCAUCGGAAGAGCCGGCCGCUUCGGCACUCAUGGCUUGGCAGUGACGUACUGUUGCCAUGGCGAGGAGGAGAAUGAAAUGAUGACCAUUGCUCAGAAGUGCAGUCUGAACCUCUCUUGCUUGCCAGAUCCUCUCCCACCAGGAUUAAUGGAAGAACCCUCUGACUGGGAUGUUACCAUUGAAAGUGUCCAGACCUUACCGGAUAGACCUGCAGCCUCCCCCAAGCUCAUGGAGUAUCGGAACCAAGGACUUCAGAUCAAAGGCACUGCAAGCCCCUUCCCAUCCCGGGGGGCUGAACCCCACAACACUCAACCAUUCUCACUGGGGAGACCCCAACCCAAGAAACCUGAACAGCCCCGACCCAUCAAGACAGAUCCCACCCCCAGAAAGCCUGUCAACGUCUCCGUGCUGAGAAGCGUUUCCACCUCUCAAACAACCCCCAGGGAGCUCCGAGAGAAACCGCAGAGCCUCUCCAUCCAGGACCAGGCAGCUCUGCAAGAUGCCUUGCCUAAAAUCUCUCCGCUGCCCUCUUUCAAAGCCAAGCCCCACUGCAUGAGACCCAUGAGCCUUGCAGAGCUGGCUGAAGAUUACGAAAGCUUUAUAAAAGAUGGGCCCGGGAGAACAGUGGAGAUUAUCAGACGAUAUACUGGUUUGAAUGACGCUGGCCAGCAGACUGUUGAAGAAGUCAAGGUGGAAGGUGGUGUAGAGCAAGGGGUUCCACAGGCUGUUUCUAGGGACUGCGAGAGGGAGAGCAGCUUCAACGCUCAGCUUAGUUCAUACAGUGACAGGAGCACCUCUGAGGACGGUGAGGAUUCCAGGGGCGUGGCCGGUGAGGAUUCCAGGGGCGUGGCCGGUGAGGAUUCCAGGGGUGUGGCCGGUGAGGAUUCCAGGGGCGUGGCCGGUGAGGAUUCCAGGGGCGUGGACAAUGAAGCUCUUGGAGAACCGAUGGAGGUUUCAAUGUCAAUUCAACGUUCUAUUGAGAAGAUCUCAACCUCUCCACCUGCUGUACCUAAACCAAGCGCUCGUAACCAGCGUGUCUUUGCUGAAGCAUUAAGUCAGCAUGCCACCGGUAAAACUGGCAUUCCAGAACACAGAGCUGGGCUGGAUCCCCACCCUGAACCACCACGGCAAAAGCCCAAGGCGAGUCGUAAAAGAGGAGCUGAGAAAAGCCGGUUUGGUGCUGAGGACCAUGACGGAGCCCAAGACCAGGGGUCUGAAGAGCCCGGGCAGGACAGUCCUCAGGAAUACUGGAAGGCCUAUUUUGAGGCUUGGCAUAGAUACUACGCUGCUGUGGGGCAGCCCCAUCAUAGAGGCUACCGAAGAUCUUUUAACUGGAUGAGUGCGUAUCAGAUGAACUCCGUGUACAUGGAAGAGCUGCUCAAGCAUUGAGAAGUGCUGUCAGUGAAGGGACCUUUCAAAAUGAAGCUCCCCACUUUCUAGUUUAAUACAGUGGGGGUUAUUGUCGAAGCACAUAGGUGGAUAAUAAUUUAAUAAGGUUGUUUUAUCGGGCAAGACAGCAUUGAUUUCAUGUAGAUACAAUAUAGUUACAUACUUGGUAAAAGCGAGUACUUCACAUUGCUUAAAAUGGCUGAUUUCUGUUUUCUAUACUGUUUUUUUUCUGGUGAAUAUAAAAUUAAUAAAAAUAGCAAUUUGUCGUU